This is a messenger RNA of Anthonomus grandis grandis, 10910 nucleotides long. It is a transcript of the gene Mical, whose product is annotated as F-actin-monooxygenase Mical. The transcript has 36 exons. Lineage: Eukaryota; Metazoa; Arthropoda; Insecta; Coleoptera; Curculionidae. The coding region runs from base 262 to 8649 and encodes 2795 amino acids. Gene Ontology annotation, molecular function: protein binding. The record is from RefSeq and is a predicted model, not a curated record.
CUCGCUUCAGUUCGUGAUUUUGACGUUUGAUGGGCAGAGGCUGGUUUGUUAUUGUGCAAUAAAAGUGCUAAAAUCGCGUUUUAUUCCCGAUUUUUUCGUUUAUUUUGAUGCUUAUCCCGUUGGUGCUGUGUUUAAGUGGUGCCCCAUUCACCGGAUUUCACUGAGGAAUUGAAAUUAACCCCGAAGCCAACUCUGCCCUAACCAGAUGCUUCACUCAACCCCCCGCACCGACAAAGGAUAAAAAAAAAUUAAAUAAAAAAAAUGGAGCGGCACAGCGGGGGCGGCGGCCCGCCCGCCCAUUUACGCGGCCGCCCCGUCUCCGGCCUGGAGGCGGCGCACGCCAACGAGUACUUCGAGCCAUUCCUGAACGCCGCCACCCUAAAAAACAUCCUCGGCUACCAUCGGGCGAUGUGCGACCUCUUGCACCUGCGCCCCAACGUGUUCCCGCACUUCUACCCCAAACUGAGGGCGAACUUGACGUCGUGGCGCGCCAAGGCGCUCUGGAAAAAGUUCGACGCGCGCGCGUCGCACAAGUGCUACGGCAAAGGGAAGGCGUGCGCAGGUCUGCGCGUACUGGUGAUCGGCGCGGGACCGUGCGGCCUGCGCACAGCCAUCGAGGCGCAACUGUUGGGUGCUAAAGUGGUGGUAGUGGAGAAACGCGAUCGUCUCUCUCGCAACAAUGUGCUCCAUCUGUGGCCUUUUGUCAUCGAGGAUCUGCGCAUGUUGGGCGCGAAAAAGUUCUUCGGCAAGUUCUGCGCGGGGGCGAUCGAUCACAUCAGCAUCAGGCAGCUUCAGUGCAUUUUACUGAAGGUGGCGCUGCUGCUGGGGGUUGAAAUCCACACCGAGGUCAGCUUCGAGGGGCUAAUCGAGCCUAGCGCGGCUGAAAAAACCGGUUGGAGGGGUCAGUUUAAACCGGAACAACAUCCGGUGUCGCAGUACGAGUUUGACGUCAUAAUUGGGGCGGACGGCAAGCGUAACACCUUGCAAGGGUUCAAACGUAAAGAGUUCAGGGGGAAGUUGGCUAUAGCGAUCACCGCUAAUUUUAUCAAUAAGAAGACGGAGGCGGAGGCACGGGUGGAGGAGAUCAGCGGGGUGGCCUUCAUUUUUAAUCAAAAGUUCUUCAAGGAGCUGCAGGAGAAGACCAGGAUCGACCUGGAGAAUAUCGUUUAUUAUAAGGACGACACGCAUUAUUUCGUCAUGACUGCUAAGAAGGCCAGCUUGUUGGAAAAGGGGGUCAUUAAACAGGACCUGGCUGACACCGAAAAACUCCUCGCUCUGGCCAACGUCGACCAAGAGCGACUCCACAGUUACGCCCGCGAGGCGGCUGACUUCAGCACCAACUACAAACUGCCCCAUCUGGAGUUCGCCGUGAACCACUACGGCACCCCAGAUGUCGCCAUGUUCGAUUUCACCUCGAUGUAUGCGGCCGACUACGCCAGCAAGGUGGUCGAAAGAAACGGCACGCGAUUGCUGAUGAUUUUGGUGGGCGACAGUUUACUGGAGCCGUUUUGGCCGACGGGAUCGGGGUGCGCCAGGGGUUUUCUGUCUUCUUUGGACGCCGCCUGGGCCAUCCGGAGCUACUGCUCCGGUCAGAUGACUCCGUUGGACGUUUUGGCCGAGAGGGAGUCGAUUUAUCGUUUACUCGCCCAAACCACCCCCGAUAAUCUGAAUAAGGAUUGGAAGGCUUAUACUUUGGAUCCUGCUACCAGGUAUCCAAACUUAAACAAAAGGGUGGUCACCCCUCAUCAAACGGUUUUCCUCUAUGACACCGAUAACCCUGAGGGUAUCGAUCGGAUGAAACGCGCCUCCCUGGACUACAUGGGGAGGCCGGAGCACGUGGCGAAGAAGAGGAGACGCGGUAACGUGGAUUCUGAGGUUUUACUCUCGUGGCUCUCUGAGCAGCUAAAAACGCACGAGGAAAUUGAAAUUUCCGAUGUGAAGUCUGUGUUUGAAAACGGGAGGGUGCUGUGCGCCCUUAUUCACCAUUACCGACCCGAUUUGCUAGACUACGGGGCCAUCAAGGAGUGGGAAGCAUCGCGUUGUAACCAGUUGGCCAUGGACGUGCUGGAAAAGGAGCUGGGUUUAUCCCCUUUUAUGACCGGCGAGGAAAUCACUCGCACCAACGACUACUUGGUAAUGACCGCUUACCUCACUCAGGUGUACGAUACGUUCAGGGGCGAGAUUCCUCACAUCAAGCAUCCGAAACUGAAAAAAAAGGCGGUUUUGUCGAAAAUUCCUCAGAAGUUUAGUGAGAAAUCGCCUAAAAGUGGGUGCAAAGACGACUCGUACCCUCUGGUGCAUAAAACGGGGGAAAAGGUCGUGAAAAAACGACCUAAAGUCCCUAAAAUAGCGAUUAAUCCGCCCCUGCAAACCCUUAGCGAGAGAACGGUGUUGCCCCGUAACGUUGGCAGCCUUAAGAGUGUGAAAAAGAGGGAGUUUUUUGAUUUGACUUAUAAUGCCGAGGUUCCUAGAGAACAUAAACCGAAAAAAGUCUCGUCAAGAAACGUGUGCCUCUCAGUGAACCUGCUGGAGAAAAAACCCCCGAAACCCAAAAAGAAAUUAAUUAAAAAGGCCAAACUGGCCGCCAUCCCCGAAAAAACCGAAGAAAAAUGCCCUCAAAACCCCGAACUAACCCCCAAAAAAACCCUAAACGUCUUCCAUUGCCACACGUUUAUAACUACAAAAGACUCGUUCGAGUCCCUGGGGUUCCCGGACGUCCCGGUAAGGAUUCCUUAUCAGGACACCCAAAACCCGUUGGAAAUCCCCUCGAAAACUCCCCUAGAAAACAAAAACUCAACUUCCAAACCCCAAUUGGGCCUAAAAAGGUUCAGCCCCCUGGAACUGAUCAGGAAACAUCUGAGAAUAAAAAAGGCGCGAAUCGAGGAGGUUUUGAAUAAGACGGAAGUGCCUCCCGCGGAACCGGAAGUGAUCGAGAAAACUAGUUCGGUGUGUAGCAGCCAGGAAACGAUUAACAUUGAGAUUAUCCACGCGGGAAAUGACGACAUAACGAGGCAAAAUGUGUUUUACGAGUCCUCGAAGCGGCUGGUGAAAAUCACCUCCAGGAAUUUCGUUUCUAAAGAGACAAUGACGCGGAAGGACGGUAGUUUUGUGGUCCAGAAGAUUUUUGAAAAUGACAAUUUUCAAAAUUUUUCGGGAAGUAAAGGGGCAUCGUCUAAUGGGAGGUUGGAGGCCCGGAGGUUUCCGGGUUUUAAAAGGAAACCGUUGGUUGAAAGUACCCCCCACCUGAACAAACACCAGACCGCCGUCAAACCGUCCCGUCACUGUCAGACAUGUCAAAUUCGUGAAAAUUUCCAAGAAAAUAAUAAUCGGGUUUACGAGGGUCAUUCGGGAGACAUGCCUGGGAACGACGGCGACAAAAUUGCGAAGAGGAGUAAAACCAUGACUUUCCGGGAGACAGACGGGGACAUUUUCUCCCCGCAGGUCUACGGUCGGGUUCAAAACUGGAUCAGGAGACACGAUUUUCAGGAGGGAGACCACGAACCGAACUUUGACGAGCCUACGGCUUUGGCCUCGUGCAAGACAAGGUCGACUGAGUAUGACGGGGUGAAGGUGGAGCAACGCACCGAAGUGAUUAAGUGUAUGGAGGAAAACUCCUCACACGAAGACCUCCGGGACUUGGUUAAACCGGCGAAACGCGCCUCAAAGUUAAAAAUUCCCAAGCAACGCUCGAGGGGCUCCAACGUCCCUAAACCGGUCAGCAAGUACAGCCAGUUUAACCUUAAAAGUCAGUCGGCCCCCCCUGUUGAGUUCGCCGUUAUUAUGGAGGGAAAUGAGCCUGAACUGCCGGAAAACGUGACGAAACCGAGCGAGUUCUCGAUAAAAUCGAUAAAAACCCAUCAGCCUCCCCUGUUCCCGAUAACGACGGGGCCUCCCUCCAGACCUUCCAGUCGUCACAAGAGACACGCCGACUUGAUCCAAACGAAACCUGGAAGCCUGGACCGGAAGCAGCGCAAGAAACGCGCGACUUUGGAACGGACUGGACCGAGUGUGGAGGAACGCCAGAAGGUCCUGGAGGAGAUCGCGUGCAACCGACAGGACAGACAGAGCAGACGUAAACAGCAACGUCAACGUCAAACUGAACAGUUUUUGAAGAGCAUGCAGAUGCUGCAGGCGAACUGUAGACCCGAUGACGAGUCUUCCGGACCGUUCGAAGAUUAUUCGAUUUUCUUGUACCGUCAGACCGCACCGAAGUUCCAGGACCGCGUCAAAGAUCUGGAAAAGCAAUUCACUUAUGUGCCCGACCACGAAAGUAAACUCCCGGGCGGCCCUAAGCCCUUAACGAACACCAACGCCGAAGAAGACAUCGCGUCGAAAAUCAAAAGUCUACAAGACAAAUGGAGCAAUAAGCACCCAACCGAAAAGAAACCGAAAGACUUGAUGCGUGCAAUAGGAAAAAUCGAAACCUCCGACUGGAACAUUCAGCAAAUCGAGAAAAAAAUCAUCGAAAAUAAAAUCGGGAAACCGUCGACGCUGAACGCGGAUAAGGAACGCGUUCCUAGAUGGAGCAAGGAGGAAUUCCUCGCGAGACAGACGAAGAUGGAAAAGAAGCAUUUGGACAGGCAGGACAGCACUGAGGCAAAAUACGCCGAUAUUGACCGCAAUAUAAAACAGUUAGACCUGAAACUGAAGGAGGGUAUGAACAGGGAACUGGGGCAAAAUAAGGUGGCCACCAUUACCGAAAAGUUGGUCAGCAAAGUGCCCCAGGAGAAGGAAAAACUGGUGGAGAAGCCUGUGCCAGCCAAACCGGUUAACAUACAAAGCGGAUCGGAGUUUUGUCAUUUUUGCAAUAAACGGGUUUAUCUUAUGGAAAGACUGUCUGCCGAAGGACGGUUUUUCCAUCAUGGAUGUUUCAAAUGCCAAUACUGUCACUCCCAGCUACGACUGGGCUCCUACAUGUUCGACCGGGACGGACAGUACGGCUACCGGUUCUUCUGCAUCCACCAUUACGGCAUGCAGGGCGAGCUGCCCAGACCGACCAAAUUAACCCGAAAACCCAGCCAAAAAGGUGAAAACCCUCGCACUUCCCCCCAAUUCCCUUAUAAUAGUCAAGCGGUUUCAGGUCGGGAGGUCGGCCAGAGCCCGCAGAAAAAACCGUUCGGCGUUACCGGGGUGGACCUUUUAGAUCGCGUACAAACCCCCGAACGCAUUGAGGUGUCCAACUUGUCCAGCGGAAACGUGUCCUCGGACCACGAGGACCACCCGAGCCAAAUGGACGAGGACGAGUGGACUGACAAGAACUUCGGACAGUCUUGUAACGAACUGGACGAGUCCGAUGACGACGACGAUUCCACGUCUAGCGUCAGUGACACCGAUAGUGACGACGAGGCGGCCUUUGACGAUGCCCUGGAGCAGCCGGUGACCAAGGAGGGCACCAUGAAAUGGGCGGAAAGGUGGAAGAAUAGUUAUAGGAAGGGACGUGGGUCGGAUUCGGACGGUUACAGUAGCUCCGAUCAUAGUAGCUAUUGUGAGAACAGUAGUGACGAAUCUGAUUCGGAUACGGCCACCGAAGGCGAGGACGAGAUAAGGGCGAGGGAGCUCCGCAAACAGGAGGUCCGAGUGGACCCGCCAGUUGUACAAACCGACACAGGCACGGACACCGAGAUGCUCUCGGACGAAUCCAGCUCGGAUACCUCGAGCGAAAUCCAAAACUCCGCCACGGAAAUCUCGACCGACUCGGAAUUCGCGCAAGACGACCCGACCCCGACCCGCGAACUCCCUCACAUCACAUUAAACGACUUCCACGUGACGAAAACCCGCGGGAGCGGCACCCAGCCGCCCCUAAAGUGCAUCCAGAUCACCAGCGGCUACAUCCAGGAAACCAGCCGCCCCCGAGAGCACCUGGAGCUCAAGUUAACCCCCAGGAAACCGCUGGACGGUUACGCCCUGAAUCGCACCCAAAGCACCGGCGGAAUAGCCGCCAAAGUGUCCCUGGAACUCAAAAAGAAGUACCUACUGGGAGAGAACGGUCCUAACACCAUCCAAAAGAGCGGCAGCGCCUCCACCCUGGACACCAAAUUCAAAAGUUUCCAAAGCACCAUCACCGACUGCCAGAAACUGCUCAGACCGGCCUCGGAGGUGUUCUCCAAGCCGCCCCAAAUGCCCCCGCCGCUACCACCGCCCCCCGAUAUCACCAUAACCGCCCUUCCGGAACCGAAGGGGGAGGAAAACGACGGGCAGGGGCGGCCCAGGAGCCCCGUCCACGAGACCUCCAUACCUGUGCCCUCCAUUGAUUGGUCGAAAGGGCGGCACAGUCAGUCGAGCGACAGUUUGGGCACGAGUAGUAGCGAGAACGAGUCGCCGAACUUUGAGAUCCCUCGACUGGAGGUGCACGAGGUGAAAGAGGAGGUAGUGGAGGUGGAGGAGGAGCAGAAGAAGAGCGUCACCAGCGAGAAGAAGAGCUUGAACGAGCCGAAGUCGUUGCCGGAGGUGGACGAGGGGGGUUUGGAGGAGGUGCAUCGGGUGCUGCACGCGAGGAGGGAGGAAGAGGCGGUUGGGGAGGCGGAGAAGAGCAGUCCCGAUCAGCCGUUGACAGAAACCGAACUUUCUGAUUGGGCCAGAGAUGAAAACGCGUCGGACAGCAUCGAAAUCGAGCCCCAAAAACCCACCCAGGUGCCCCAGGACCGCCCCUUUAACCCUACGCCCCCGACCAUAAACCUGGACAGUAUCGAGUUCAUGGACACGGGCACGAGCAGUUGCGAGGAAAACCAUCGCGCGAGAAACGACGGUUACGUUCAGUUUAAAGACGAGGAGGAUUCAGAAGAUCCUCCUCCUCCUUUGGUCAAUGAAAUCUUUGAGGCACGGAACGCUUUCGUCGCAGGAGGUUUCGGAGGCCACGUGACCGACUUAAAGCCCUCCGAUUUGGAGCUUUUGAAGUUGAAACAAGCACAGACCGAGCACGAGGAGGACAGUCUGCUGGUGCUGGAGACCACCAACAACACCACCACGGAAGAAAACACUUGCACCACCGACUCUACGGUGAAGCAUGUGACGGAGAUGGCGCCCUCGCAGAAGAUCGAGAGUCUACAGAAGCAACGGCUGGAGGAUAAGUUGGCCAAAGUGAAGGCGGAGCUGUACAAUAAUGAGCAGUACGAGGAGCAUUGUCAACGGUUGCAGUCGAAGGUGGAGUUCGGCAACGCCAAAGACUCGAUAGACGUCCGUAAGUCGCGCAGGCGUAGCAAACAGGACGACGCUCCGCCCCAACCCCCCGACCUCAUCCAGGAAGAGCGCCACGUCACCCUGAUGCAACUCACCUCGCCCCCCUCCACCCCCAUCCGUCCCGACGUCCUCUACAACAAGGAAAACAUCAAAAAAGAGCGCGACGUCAACAAGAAACUGAUCGAGGACAUGGUGAUGAACAAAAUGCGCGCGGAGAACAAGAGUCUGGAGCGCAAAAGGCGCAACAGGAACGUGGGCGGGUUGAGCCCCUCGCGGCCCGACCUCCUGCGUCCCCUGAGCGUUUUUAACGCGGAGACCGCGCCGAACGAGGCUGAGGAAACGCCGAGGGCCCCCCCGAGGUACAAUCGACCGUCGGACGUGGCGAAAACGGCGGAAAAGAUGAAAGAGAACGCGAGGGCGCGGGCGCGACUGUUGAGCAACGAGGACCUGGGGCUCAGUCCCGAGGACAAACUGAACCGCCUCAGGGAGAAAUUGAGGAGUCAACCGGGAGAGGGCGAAAGGGGCAAGAAGAAUGGGCCCCCAGAAAAUUUGAGUCAAUUGGAACCGCACACGGACUGCAAGAAACGCAGCGACUCCUUCAGGAGAUCCAAGAGCACGGGGGAACGUCCUAAAUCCGUCCCGAAACUGUCAACGGUGGCACCCAAGUCGGAAGAAAAGCGGGAAAAUCACGAGGACAAAAAGAAAAAGUUCUGCAAAUCGGACCCGAACUUGUUGGACACCAGCAAGAAGAAGAGCGAGAGGCGGAAAAGUCUCACCAAGUUGAUCGCCGGCAUUUUCACCAAGGGAAACCUGCUGGCCAAACUCAGCCCUAAAGCGAAAACGGGGUCCAAGUCUUUGACCAGUUUGGAUUAUUUGAGACAUGAGAGCGUCUCGGCCCCACCGACGAAAACCCGCUCGGAAACCCACCUGCCGCCCCGACGCCCCCGGGAAUCGACGCCUCCGCCCCCGGUGCCGCCCCUCCCGGCCAACUACGUCCCCAAGGACGAGAGCAGCGACGGCGAGCCGCCCCACCAGGGGGGCGGCGGCUCAUGCGACACCCUGGAUCGCUCGGGAACGACGACCGCGAGGGGCGGCAGGAGCGGCAAAGCGCGGAAAGUCUCGCGACAGGCGCAACUUAAACGGCACCGGAUGGCGCAAGAGAUCCAAAGGAAACUGGAGGAAACCGAGGUGAAAACGAGGGAGCUGGAGAGCCGGGGGGUGGAGGUGGAGAAGGCUCUGAGGGGCGAGGACAACGGGCGGUGCAAGAGGGACGAGGGGGAGCUUUUGCAGGAGUGGUUCGAUUUGAUGCGAGACAGGACCGAACUGAGGCGUUACGAGAAGGAGCUGAUGGUGAGGGCGCAAGAGCUGGAGCUGGAGGAUCGGCACGCGAGGCUCCAGGGGGAGUUGAGGGAGAGGCUGGAGAACAGUGAGUCUUUUAAUUCGAUCAUUUUUGUUGCACUCAGGAGCGAAUAACUGCUAAAAUGAGGAGUUUUUGGUCUCAGGUUGGACUGUUUGAUUAUCUCGGAAAUGGUUGUUAAAUUGAUGAAAUUUGGGUUAUUUUUUAUAACUUCCUGGAAAAUGUUAGUUGUUUAACUUCGAAUAUGCAAUUAUCAGCGGUUUUAGGGACGUUUUUAUUAAAUUCCUGGAAAUUUUGGUUUUUUUCCAACCCAUAAAACUUGUGUUUCAGGACCGAAUGCCUGUUCUAUUCAACUUAGAGUGUUCAUUUAAAAAGCACCAGGUAGCAAAACAUUAAUCCUAAUGAUCUACAAAGUUUCAAAGACCUACUCCAAAAAAAACCCAAAAUUUUGGGGAAUUUUGGUUUUUUUUACUCAAAAAUCAUGUGUUUUAGGACCCAAUUCCUGUUCUAUUCAACACAGAAUGCUCAUUUAAAAAGUAUCAGGUAGCAAAACAUUAACCCUAAUGAUCUACAAAGUUUCAAAGACCUACUCCAAAAAAAACCCAAAAUUUUGGGGAAUUUUGGUUUUUUUUACUCAAAAAUCAUGUGUUUCAGGACCCAAUUCCUGUUCUAUUCAACUUAGAGUGUUCAUUUAAAAAGCACCAGGUAGCAAAACAUUAAUCCUAAUGGUCUACAAAGUUUCCAAGACCUACUCCAAAAAAAACCCAAAAUUUUGGGGAAUUUUGGUUUUUUUUACUCAAAAAUCAUGUGUUUUAGGACCCAAUUCCUGUUCUAUUCAACACAGAAUGCUCAUUUAAAAAGUAUCAGGUAGCAAAACAUUAAUCCUAAUGGUCUACAAAGUUUCAAAGACCUACUCCAAAAAAAAACCCAAAAUUUUGGGGAAUUUUGGUUUUUUUUACUCAAAAAUCAUGUGUUUUAGGACCCAAUUCCUGUUCUAUUCAACACAGAAUGCUCAUUUAAAAAGUAUCAGGUAGCAAAACAUUAACCCUAAUGAUCUACAAAGUUUCAAAGACCUACUCCAAAAAAAAAACCCAAAAUUUUGGGGAAUUUUGGUUUUUUUUACUCAAAAAUCAUGUGUUUCAGGACCCAAUUCCUGUUCUAUUCAACUUAGAGUGUUCAUUUAAAAAGCACCAGGUAGCAAAACAUUAAUCCUAAUGAUCUACAAAGUUUCAAAGACCUACUCCAAAAAAAACCCAAAAUUUUAGGGAGUUUUGGUUUUUUUCACUCAAAAAUCAUGUGUUUCAGGACCCAAUUCCUGUUCUAUUCAACUUAGAAUUCUGAUUCAAAAAGCACCAGGUAGCAAAACAUUAAUUAUAACGAUUUAUAAAGUUUAAAAGCCCCACUCAAAGAGAAAUUUAAAAUUUUGGAGAAUUUUGGUUUUUUAGGAAAAGUCAACUGCAAAUGGAAAAUUGGACUUUUUAGGAAAAAUUGUACAACUUUGUUUAUAUUUCCUGGAAAUUCUUGGACUAAAUAGAAAAUUUCUGGAGAUUUUUAGGAAAAUCUAAAAGCAAAUGGGAAAUUCGAGAUUUUUUAGGGAGAAUUAAACCAAAUGGGAAAAUGCUGGAGAUUUUUUAACCCAAAUUAGGAAAUUGUGGGCAUUUUUAGGGAAAAUUUAUAUAAAUUCGUGGCUAUAACCUCAAGUAAGAAAUGUUAAGCAAUUUUAGGGAUAUUAUGCAAACUGAUAUAAGCUUCUUGGAACAUUGUUAGGACCAUAAAAACUCGUAAAAAUAAGGGUCUUUUGAUUAGUUUUAUGAGUCAUAAAGGCCUUUUUUUUAAUGGUUCUUAACCAAAAUAGCUAAAGUUUCUAUGGCCCAAUUGACGUGAUUUCAGCCGAAAACAAAACAGACGAGGACCGUAACCUGGAGGAGAGCAUCCUGAACGAAAUGAUGGACAUCGUGGCGAAACGGGACUCCCUCAUCGCCGUCCUAGAGGAGGACAGAUUGAGGUACUCGCACGAAAACAAAGAUUUGGAAGAACGGAUGCUCGCCAAAGGUCUGAUGCUCACUUCCAUUCAAAAAACUACCGAGAAAUAAACCUUUUUUUUUAUAUAUUUAUAUACGCUAACGUGCCUAUAGUUUACGUCCAAAAUGGUGUUUUUCUAAUUUUUACUAGUCUGGAUUUGAGGUUACAGGAGCUGAUCUUUAUUACUAUUAUUAAUAUUAGGGAUUACCAGGGGCCGCCCAGGCAAAAGAUUGUGAUGAUGCGAAUUGUAUUUUUUCAAUAAUAAGGAAUUGUAUAGAGUGUACAAAAAAUUUAUAUAUAUUUAUUAUUGAGAAUUUUACCGUUAUGUGUGUGAAUAAAGCUUUUUUUACCAGUC